ACGAAUAAACGACCGCAAGAUGUUGCACCCGUGGAAACGGCAUCUGCAUGCCCUUGCUGGUCAUGAAGUUCACACGGGAAUGCCACCUUCGAUACGAUCGAUCGCCUAUAAACGUGGGAUCAACCCUAUUUUAGUUAUUUAACUAACUAAAAGUCUAAAAUGCUGUCGAAGGCUUUCCUAGUCCUCUCCGUGCUCUUGCUCAUGUUGUUUGGCUGCAGCGCCUCCGCACUGGUGUCUUCCGCCUCCGCUUCCGCCUCCGCCUCCGCCUCCGCCCCCUCUCCCGCUCCAAAUGAUACGGAUUGCGGCAAGAAGUUCAAGUGUGUGAAGGGCCGACCGCAUUCCGUGGACUCCAAUCCUGAUGGCCAUUCCUUCGGGAACCUGCCUGGUCCAUCCCCUGUUCGACAAAGUCAAUUUGCAAACGUCUACGCCCGAGAUCCUGUCCGGGGCUAUCCAGGUUCUUCUCCCUACAUCAGAUCAUGACUUGUAAUACUCCAAGCUAAGGAUUCAUUUGGAAUUGCACGAAGAUUAUAGCAUAUAUAAAAAAGAAAGGACAAUGAAGAUUUUUUUUUUUCGUACCUAAUAUUAGGUUAUGCAUGUCGUAAUGCAUCGGUUACGAUGUAUGUUCUAUAGUUCUGUUGUAAAAUAAAGAAUUAUAUUUAUAUAUAUUUUUAUUCUAACUCCA
Messenger RNA from Ananas comosus (pineapple), 682 nucleotides. RefSeq lists its product as uncharacterized. Lineage: Eukaryota; Viridiplantae; Streptophyta; Magnoliopsida; Poales; Bromeliaceae. The transcript is spliced from 4 exons. The record is from RefSeq and is a predicted model, not a curated record. Bases 160 to 480 code for a protein of 106 amino acids.